Messenger RNA from Podarcis muralis (Common wall lizard), 6230 nucleotides. It is a transcript of the gene LY75, whose product is annotated as lymphocyte antigen 75. NCBI's taxonomy places the organism in Eukaryota, Metazoa, Chordata, Lepidosauria, Squamata, Lacertidae. The record is from RefSeq and is a predicted model, not a curated record.
UAUACCACCUUCCUCAAGCACCCCAGCACCUAUAUUCUGUCAGCCCUAUUACCUCGCUGCUAAACCGUUAAAACUCCUACGUAUUGGGGUUCAUCUCUCUUGCAGAGCAAUACUCUUCUGUUGCAGCUUGUUUGCUUUCGGUAUCUUAACUUCUCGUCGCGGGACGUCGCCUUAUCUACAGCCGUAGGCCCCUUUAAGGCGAAGGCGUGGGUGUGAGAGAGAGAUACACGCGCUUAUAUAGCAACUCCUCGCCAUCGGCGCGCACUGCUCGGCCUAUCUUCUCCUGGCAACAACUUGCGCCUUAACACCAGGGCAAGGCGAAAAAAAAACCCUGAUUGGCCUGGACGUCCGCCAAUAGGUUGCGCUCCGUUGUCAUUGGCGCUGCGGCGGCGGCGACGGGGACCGAGCGCCUGGGAAGCGCCCAGAGGAGGAGGAGAAGAGGGGCAGCAUUUCUCUGGGAAAGCGGCGGUCGCGCCCGCCCGUCUCCGCACUUGCCGCUGCAACUUUGCCGUCCGCUGCGGGGAGGAUGAGGAGGGGGGCGCGCCGGCAUUUCCUGCCGACCACCUGCCGGGAAGCUGGGCUGCAGCUGUUGCUGCCGCCCCUGCUGCUCGCCACCUUGCUGUGCUGCGGCGCGCGCUGCUCCCCAGAUAACAAUGUCUUCACCAUCCGCCAUGAAAAAACCAACAAGUGCAUCCAAGUUAAAAACCAGCAGAUAACAACAGGAGACUGCCAAGGAGCAGAAGAGACCUUAUGGACAUGGGUCUCCCAGCAUCGCCUUUUUAACUUGGGGUCCCAAAAGUGCCUUGGACUAGAAACUGCCAAAUCCCAGAAUCCCUUGAAAGUGGUGGAUUGUGACUCAGAUCUUUCACUGUGGUGGCGCUGUGACGAUGCCUCAAUAUCAUCUGCAUCUGAGAACAAGCUGACUUUACAGAAUGGAAUUGUGACAGCAAGCAUAAACUCUUCUGAUACCUGGAGAAGAAGCAAUUCCAGUGAUACUAUUUGCAAACUCCCUUAUCGCAAGGUUUAUACGAAGGACGGAAAUUCCUAUGGAAAGCCUUGUGAAUUCCCUUUCCUAUUUAAUGGAACAUGGCAUCAUGAUUGUACCCACAAUGAAAUGUUUACAGAUGGUGAAUGGUGUUCUACAACCUCCAGUUUUGAUCAAGAUAAAGAAUGGGGUGUCUGCUUAAAGCCAGAGGAUGGUUGUCAGAAUGCAUGGGAACAUGAUGCAGAUUCUGGAAAUUGCUACCAGUUAAACACACAGGCUGCCCUUACUUGGAAAGAAGCAUAUGUCUCAUGCCAGAGUCAAGGUGGAGAUCUGCUGAGCAUCGCCAGUGCAUCCGAGUUAAGCCGUAUUCAAGCAAAAGAAGGCAUUGCAGAGAGAUUCUGGAUUGGAUUAAACCAGCUGGAUAUUUCUGGAGGCUGGCAGUGGUCGGAUCAUACACCGUUGAAUUUCGUCAGCUGGAGUCAAGAGAUUCAGAAUUCAUCUCCACUAGAUGGAUCUGGCUGUGUAGCUAUGGAAGCCAACGAAGGUACCUGGAUGAGUUAUCCUUGUGAGAAUAAACUUCCUUAUGUUUGCAAGAAGCCAUUCAACAAUACCCAGUCAGAGUUUGCAGCAGUUGAGCAGUAUGUGGAGACCCAGUGUGAACCUAAUUGGCAUUCCCACAAUGGAUUUUGCUAUAUGCUAAUGAGCGGCGCUGCUUCCUGGGAUGACGCACAUCAACUUUGCAAUGCAAGCAAUAGCAACCUUAUCAGCAUACACUCCAUAGCAGAUGUUGAGAUAGUGGUUACAGAACUUCAUAAUGACACCGCAGACAGAGUGUGGAUUGGCUUGAUAAACAAGGAUGUUCCAGCCUUGUUUAAAUGGUCUGACGGUUCCAAAGUAGUGUUUACUUACUGGGAUCAGGAUGAGCCGAAACUUCUCUCCAACAACACUCCCAACUGUGUAGCUUACUCAGGAAAGCUGGGUCGAUGGAAUGUCCUGCCUUGUGACAAUAAACUUAAAUACGUCUGCAUGAAAAAUGGAAAGAUUUUGAAUGACUCAAAAGCUGAUAAAAAUUGUACUGGUGAGGAAUGGAGGCAUGGAGACUUCUGUUACAAGGUUCAGAAAAGUGAAGAAUUGUUUGGGAAACUGUGCAACCUCACUAUAACAAACAGAUUCGAACAAGAAUUCAUAAACAAUUUGAUUAGAAAGCAUAGCAGAGUUGAAGAAAAGUACUUCUGGACUGGCUUGCACGAUAUCAGCUCUUCAGGAGAGUAUAGCUGGGGAACCGUAGAUGGGAAGAAUGAAAUGCUCACGUACACCAACUGGGGUCAUUUCCAACCAGCAUUGCGUGGAGGAUGCGUGGCUAUGUCAGCAGGAAAAUACCUUGGAAAGUGGGAGGUCAAGAAUUGCAAAACAACGAAAGCUUACUCUAUUUGCAAGAAGUACAUUGGACCAAAAGUAGAACCGGAAGUAGUUCCUAAAGUUACUGACCCUUGCCCUCCAGGCUGGCACAGCGGAUCAGGUCUUGCUUGUUAUAAGUUAUUUCAUAAGGAAAGAGUGCUGAGAACCAGGACCUGGGAAGAAGCGGAGAGAUUCUGUGAGGCUCUUGGAGGACACCUCCCUAGUUUCAGCCACUUAACAGAAAUCAAGGAGCUCCAUGACAUUCUGAGAGAGACCAUAAGCGAUAGCCGUUGGGUCUGGAUUGGGCUAAAUAAGAGGAAUCCUGACUCUCUAGGAUCCUGGCAGUGGAGUGACAAUAAGCCUGUAUCUACUGUUGUUAUGCACCCUGAGUUUAAAGAUGAAUACGAUACUAGAGACUGCGCAGCUGUGAAGUUUCUAAGACUAACACGGCGAACAAUGUGGACUCUUUACUAUUCUGAAGACAGACAAGAAGAUUUCUACUUAAAGCCUUUCUACUGUGGUUCACAACUUGAAUGGGUGUGCCAGAUCGCUAAAGGUCGUACUCCAAAGACACCAGAGUGGUACAAACCAGAUGGAGAUGGACUUCAGGGACCAGUACUGAAUAUUGAUGGGUCUGAAUUUUGGUUUGUGCCAAAUAAGCACUUGAGCUUUCAAGAAGCUGCUCUGUACUGUUCUAAUAAUGGAAGUGAUUUAGCGUCUGUGGCCUCUUUCACUGCACUAACGGGAAUUCUAAACAGGAUUGCAAAUUUAUCGGACGAAAGACAAAGUUGGUGGCUGAAAUACACAGCUCCUGCAAGUCGCUACCAUUCACUGUUUUCAGUAUUUUCACACUAUCAUGAACGAUACUACAGGAAUUGUUGGCAUAUUUCUUAUCAAAGUUGGUACAGAGACAGCACGAUAAGCUGCAGUACAAAACUCCCCUUCAUCUGUGAGAAAUACAAUGCAUCGCUAUUGGAGAAGCACGACUCUGGUUAUAAACCAACUCGCAGGAAGUGUCGCGAAAAUUGGCUUGUUUUUAUGGAUAAGUGUUACCGCAUGGUACCCCCUAAGGAUUUUAAGUUUCAGGAGGCAGACGAACAUUGUCACAGUUUGGGAGGUUCUCUUCCAUCAAUCACAAGCCAAACUGAACAAGAUUUUAUAACGUCCUUGCUUCCUGGUAUGCCCCCAAAUAUUUGGAUUGGUUUGCACUUUGAGAUCCGUACACGUGAAAACAGGUGGACAGAUGGCAGUGAGUUGGUAUAUUCCAACUUCCAUCCAUUGCUGCAUGGAAGACUAAGGAAAAUUGAGCAUGAUUUUUUUGAUGAUGAGGUGAAUAACCAGUGUGGUGUUUUGCUCAACAAUCCAUCACCAUAUGCUGGAACUUGGAAUUUCACUUCCUGUGCCAGUAUUCAAACUCUGGCCAUAUGUCAGAUGAAGUCAGAUGAGGCAGAAAACCAGACACAGCAAGUGCUUAAUGUCACCGUGAACUAUCUAAAUGUCACAUACACCAUAAUUCUGAAGAACUUGACAUGGCAUGAUGCACAACAGGAGUGCCUGCAGAAUAAUAUGCAGCUGGUUAGCAUCACAGGACAAUACCAUCAGGCUUUUCUUGCUAUGCAGGCUGCCCGUUAUAAUUACCCACUGUGGAUUGGACUCUCCAGCGAAGAUGAUGGAAUUCAUUAUCACUGGGCUGACAGAAAGCACAUUAGCUUUAGUCACUGGUCCAAAGAAGACGAAGAUUUACUUGAUGAAUGCGUAUAUUUGGACAGAGAUGGACUUUGGAAAACAUCUGACUGCUAUACGCAAAAGCCAGGAGCAAUUUGCUACCUUCCAGCAAUUGAAACUGAAAAACCUGAGGUAUUUGACUUUAUUAAAUGUCCACACAAGAUUAAGAAUACACCAUGGAUGCCAUUUCGAAACAGUUGUUACUCAUUCAUGAUAGCAAAAGACAGAUGGAAAGGAUUGAAGUCAGAUGAGGCCCACCAUUUAUGCAGGAUGAUGAAUACGAAUGCCUCCCUCUUGACUAUCAGGGAUGAAGAUGAAAAUAGUUUUGUUGUUGAGCAGCUCCAUUCUUUCAGUGGCCUUGCUCGCUGGCUGUGGUUGGGUCUGAUUUAUGACGCUGAUGAUGGUAAUCUGAAGUGGGACGACAACACAUACCUCUCAUACAAUAACUGGAGACUGGGGAGACCUUAUGUAAAGAAUAAUAAUUUUGUUGCUGGUAUUGGUCUUGAUGGUGUCUGGGAUAUGUACAAUUACAGUGGCAACUGGUUACCUCUGCAAUUUAGCCUACACAGCAUCCUUGUCUGUAAAAUAGAAAUGGGACCCAAAGAAUACAAACCACCACUGCCCGAGAAACUGCCCCAUGGAAAUAAUACAUACUGGAUCCUUCAAAAACAGCUCAGUUGGUAUGAUGCAUGGAGAGAAUGCAAGCGAAAUGGCAGUGAUUUAGCCAGCGUACACAGUGAAUCACAGCAAGUGUUUCUGGAAAAUAUUGUAAAAAGAGAUGGAUAUCCACUUUGGAUUGGUUUAUCCAAUCAUAACGAAAGCGAUUCUGAUUUUGAGUGGUCUGAUGGAAGCACAUUUGAUUACAAGCCCUGGGAAUAUGAGCAUUCACAUUCUCCUGGAAAUUGUUUCUUACUGGACACGAAAGGAUUUUGGAACCGCUUGGAUUGCUCGCGUGGCGCUGAUGGUGCUAUUUGCUACUACCCUUCAAACAAAGUACAGUCCAAGCAAGCAGAAAAUCCCACAUACUGCCCCCAAACUACUGGUAGUGCUUCACAGUGGAUACAGUAUAAACAGCAUUGCUAUGCAUUUGAUUUGGCAUUUUACAAUUUCUCUAUAUACAAUUGGAAAGAGGCUAAAGAAGUCUGCAAGAAGCUUGAUCCUUCUGCAACACUUUUGACUAUAGAAAAUGAGGAAGAAAAUAAGUUUGUGAGCACACACUUACGAGAACAUUAUUUCAUCACUGGAAGAGUAUGGCUUGGAAUGCAAGAAAAUGCUGAAUCCAUGAAGUGGCUUGAUGGCUCAGAAAUUAAAUAUGUCAACUGGGAAAAGGGAAAAGAAAAAGCCAAUGGUAAAUGUAGCGUUGUGUUUUCAACAAAUGGUACAUGGUCCAAAACUGACUGCAGAAAUCUCCAAAGCAGAGUUGUUUGCAAAGCUCCUCAAGUCUCUAAUCAUGUAGGAGGGGCAAUAGCUGUUGCUAUUCUAAUUAUUGUCGCACUUGUUGCUGGAUUGAUAUGCUUCCUGUAUAAGAAGAAACGACUGAAUUGGGGCGGAUUCUCUUCGGUACGCUAUGAACGGGGGUUGUACGAAGAUGAAACGGACACUAUGUUUUCCAGAGAUGGUGACUGAGGAACAGUUCGUGCUGGAUUGGGCUGUUUAGGCAUAAUUUUAUAGGUUUUGGUUUGGCAAACCUAUACCAAAUGUAUUCAGUAGCAGGUAAAUGCUGACCUCUGGGUUCAGUACCUAUUUUUUGUUCAGGGUGUGACAGCAACCUUUCCCCCCACAUUUGAAAGGAGGAGGGAAAGUCAACUGUGUUUCACCAACUGAUUUAAACUCCAAUCAGACUUUGCACUUUCCAUGGUCUUUAAGAUUUGCACAUGCAUUGAGAUACAACCCUGAAACUGAUUUUUGGACAUGCUUUGAUUUUUGGACAUGCUCUCCUAUAUGAAGUAUGAUUGAUGCCUAGAGAAUCUUUUGGAAUCGACUCACUGGACACAAAAUACAUAAUGUAAUAACUUGUAUCAACCAUACUCUUUUACAGUGGUACCUCAGGUUACAUACGCUUCAGGUUACAGACUCUGCUAACCCAGAAAUAGUGCUUCAGGUUAAGAACUUUGCUUCAGGA